Achroia grisella is the source of this 1248-nucleotide messenger RNA. RefSeq names its product homeobox protein Hox-B4 (gene exex). Gene Ontology annotation, molecular function: DNA-binding transcription factor activity, RNA polymerase II-specific; sequence-specific double-stranded DNA binding. Gene Ontology annotation, cellular component: nucleus. Lineage: Eukaryota; Metazoa; Arthropoda; Insecta; Lepidoptera; Pyralidae. Bases 1 to 1248 code for a protein of 415 amino acids. The transcript is spliced from 4 exons. Gene Ontology annotation, biological process: neuron projection morphogenesis; central nervous system development; spinal cord motor neuron cell fate specification. The record is from RefSeq and is a predicted model, not a curated record.
AUGUCAUCACAAAUCCUCACGCACACCAUGUACCGUCGCAGUUCAAACGAGGAGAAACCAUUAGAAAUCGAUCAGGACUCGAACCCGGACCCCAGUAGAUCGAACAGUCCAAAAAACAUGAAGUAUUUCAAGCAAUUAGAUGAGGAAAAGACUAUUCUAAACCAGGGAAAAAAGUCGUUUUGUAUAGACGCCUUACUUUCCCGCCAUAUUGAACCAGAGACAACAUUGCAAGAGAGAAUGUCACAGAAUAAAUAUAUGUCGCUAAUACAGAAUAAAAACUUCAUCGCGAGAUACCAAAAUCAGAACUACGAUACGCAAAUAGAGCAGAAUACCAUAGAGAAGUACCAGAAUAGAGCGGAUGAGCAGAGUUUUGACCAUAGAGCAGAGACGGACAGUCCUAGAUCCGGGCAGAGUUCUCCUAGAAGUGCUUCCCCAGGGUCUGAUGAUGGGAAUAGAUCGGGCAGUUACAGCCCGCCAAUUUCUCCCGGAGUUGAGGGGGGGAACGAGGAGUUUGAGAGUUAUAGACCUGGUAUCAUACCCAAGCCGGGUCUUUUGCCUCAAAACCCUGCUCUCGUAGCAGCGCAAUCUGCAGCACUCUUCAACUACCCUCAGCUGCAGCCGCCUCCUGGAGCUCCCAUGCCGUCCGCGUUCCACCACCCUGGAGAUAGGGUCCUGCAUCACAUGCAGCUUGAAUGGCUGGCCAGGACUGGAAUGUUUUAUCAUAGAAUACCGGAAUUGGGGGGUGCCCCUCACGCCCUCCUUGGCAAGACUCGGCGCCCUCGGACUGCAUUCACUUCACAGCAACUGCUGGAGUUGGAGAAACAGUUCCGGAUGAACAAGUAUCUGUCCAGACCGAAGAGGUUCGAGGUGGCCACCAGCCUGAUGCUGACGGAGACACAGGUAAAAAUAUGGUUCCAAAACCGAAGAAUGAAGUGGAAACGCUCGAAAAAAGCACAACAAGACUCCAAAAACAAGGACUCGCACGCGUCGCACCAAAGCGAUGAGAAAAGUAAACCAAAAGAAAUUCCUUUGCCUCCCGAACCCGAAAAACCACAACAAAUCGCGGCCGAUUUGACAGCCGUCAAACCGCCCAUCCUGGACAGGGACAGAAUUAUCGCCUUAGAACGAGAAAGAGCAAUAGCCGCGGCGAAUUUUAAUUCGAAUUUGGAAAACAAUAGACGCGGGUUGGUCGUCAUGAGCCAAGAUGGCGGCCGUCCCAAUGACAUGUUUAGGCCAUAUGUAGUAUGA